Penicillium canariense is the source of this 2346-nucleotide messenger RNA. RefSeq lists its product as uncharacterized. The transcript is spliced from 3 exons. The record is from RefSeq and is a predicted model, not a curated record. Lineage: Eukaryota; Fungi; Ascomycota; Eurotiomycetes; Eurotiales; Aspergillaceae. Gene Ontology annotation, molecular function: zinc ion binding; RNA polymerase II cis-regulatory region sequence-specific DNA binding; DNA-binding transcription activator activity, RNA polymerase II-specific. Gene Ontology annotation, biological process: DNA-templated transcription; regulation of transcription by RNA polymerase II. The coding region runs from base 1 to 2346 and encodes 781 amino acids. Gene Ontology annotation, cellular component: nucleus.
AUGCAUACUGAUGAUCAUGCCCACUCAAUUCCACGCAAGCGCCGCCGUCCGGCGCUGUCGUGCGAAAAAUGCCGCCAACGGAAAGUCCGAUGCGACCGGAAAAUGCCGUGCGAACCAUGCACGAAGAGCCACGGAUCGCUGAGCUGCUCGUACGUCUAUGAGGGCAAAGCUGCUCUGAAUGCAAGGCUUGAGGCAUCCAGGAGGAGUGAGCAUGGAUCACCAGUUGAUCAUAACGGGACACAUGGCUCAUCUGGGAAUGCUAGUUCUGUAGAGGGAGCUACCAAUGGAGCGCGGGUUGCACACCUGGAGAGCAGCGUGCGGGCUCUUCAUGAUCGUCUAUCAAGGCUAGAAUAUCAGGUCAAUGGUACAACAAGACGCCAUCUGCCAUCUAACGGCAACCCUGAUGCGAUAAAUAACAUAAGUGGUCUGGAUGAUCGCAUUGCUGAGCUGGAGCGGCUUUCUGAUCAACCGCAGACGACCAUUUCCCCUCUAGCUCCCCGACUCAAGAGCACUGGCGAGAGAACAAAAUUGUUUGGCACGACGCACUGGGCCCUUGUUUUCCAGCAGUUUCGUCUUUUGCGUCAAGUGCGCAGCACAGCCAGCUACACUGAUGGCAAUCAAAAUGAAAUUAGCAAGCUACUCAAAGAAAUUCGGGGCUUGAGGCGGCUUAUCAAAAGCCGACAAGCGCCACAGCUGGCAGACCCAGCCCCGGCCCUACUCAACGAUCUACCUUCAAGAGAAACCUGCGAUGAGCUCGUCCACCACUACUUGCGCACUCUAGGGUUGAUAUACCGAGUCUUGCAUAUUCCCUCGUUCUACCAGGACUAUGAACGCUUCUGGGAGAACCCGCGUUCUGCUUCGACAGGGUUUGUGAUGGAACUCCUGCUGAUCCUGGCUAUUGGGUCGAUAUUCCGUUGCAAACCAGGUCCUUCAAAUGAUCUCGGGAUACCGGUUCGGCGCUGGAUUUAUGCCGCGCAGUGGUGGCUGUCAGGCCCGUUCGAAAAAGAGCUUGGCAGUCUGGAAAGCUUACAGGUGCAUUGCCUUUUGCUUCUCUGUCGCCAGGCCUAUGUGAUUGACAAGGAAUCCAACUGGAUGGCUGCCGGCACCUUGUUGCGUCAAGCUAUUAAUCAAGGUUUACACCGAGACGCGAGAAACUUCCCAACAGUUUCUAUCUUUGACGCUGAGAUGCGACGUCGCAUAUGGGCCACUGUUCUCGAAAUUAACAUUCAGUUCUCAAUUGAUGCGGCCAUGCCUCCACUACUCACUCCGCAAGACUACGAUACGCGCCCACCGUCAAACCUGAGUGAUGAUGACUUUGAUCGGUCGACGACAGACCUGCCGCCUCCUCAGCCCAAUGAUCGGUAUACCACGUCAUCCCUCCAGGUUCUUCUUUUCCAGUCUUUCCCCACGCGUCUUCGCAUUGCACGAAUUAUCAACGAAUGCUUCCACGAGCCAUCGUAUGAGGCUGCCUUGCAUUUGGGCGGCCAGAUAACUGUAGCCUGCAGGGAAAUGGCCGUUCUCUUUCACACAUGGCUCUCACGAGCCGGCGGAAGCACUCUUCGACCGACCCAGUUCCAUCACCGGGUCAUGGACAAUGUACUACGACGCUUCUUGCUUAAUCUCUACCGCCCAUUCACAAUCCAAGCAACUCAUGAUCCGCGAUUCUAUCUGUCCCGAAAGCUCAGUCUCGACUCCGCUCUCAUGAUGGCCUCCUACGCAGGCAGCCCCAGCACAUCCUCAGACACAGACCAAACACCAUAUCAAGAUUUCCAACGACUAUCUCUGUCUGGGGCUGGCAUUUUCAAAGGCCAUCUCUCCCCUGACGUUAUGAUGGUAAUCAGCCUAGAACUCAUCACCCAACUAGAAGAGGAAGUCGCCGCACAACCAACCGGCCCUGGACCCCAGAUCCUAACCGCAGUGGAUCAACUAGUACAGGAAGCUCGCAAACCGAUCAUCCAAGCCCUCGAGCGCAUCAACGAGGAUCUUUACCAAGGCUUGGCUACCGGAAACCCGAGCAUGAAGCGCUAUUGUCUCUCAGCAGGUGUCCUUGCUCAGGUCCAUGCCGUGCCUCGCGGAGAGCAGGCAGAGUGGGUUCAUAUACGAGAAGCAUUCAUGGAGAGUAUGAGAACAUGUCGCACACUACUACAGCAACAUAUCUCGAGUGAUUCCCUCAUGACUAUGAAAGACGGGACGCUACCUACGUCUGCUGAUGAAGUAGUGAGGGGGUUCACACCUGAAAGUGCAAUUGGGUCGACCCUAGACUCGGAAUUUACGGUUCCAAAUCUUGGCUUCGAGGACUUGAACUUCUGGGAUAUUCCUGCUUUUUUUGACGCGGGAGAGUUUUGA